This is a messenger RNA of Papaver somniferum (opium poppy), 1426 nucleotides long. Its product is annotated as deoxyribodipyrimidine photo-lyase-like. The coding region runs from base 916 to 1155 and encodes 79 amino acids. Gene Ontology annotation, molecular function: DNA binding; FAD binding. The record is from RefSeq and is a predicted model, not a curated record. Lineage: Eukaryota; Viridiplantae; Streptophyta; Magnoliopsida; Ranunculales; Papaveraceae. Gene Ontology annotation, biological process: photoreactive repair. The transcript is spliced from 6 exons.
AGGCUAAAUAAAGGAAUGUACUUUGCUGGUGGUGGAAGUGCAGCACUGGGCAGAGUGUACGAGUUCUUUUGGAAGAAGGAUUUGAUAAAGGUGUACAAGCAUACAGGGGAUGUUAUGUUAGGUCCUUAUUACUCAACAAAAUUCUCUAAUGGCAUGCAUUAGGGAAUGUUUCUCCUCGCUUUUAACUAGUAAACAAUCAUCAAUUAGGUAUAUCAUAUAGGGUGAGAUAAUCCAGACAUUUUAUUGUUAUUCCAUUUGGUUUUUUAGCUAAAGAGAUAUGAAAAUGAUAAGCUAGCAAACAACUUCCUCGUUUAUUUGGUGUUCAGCUUGAUUAUACAUAGAUGUUUUUAUCCAAAGGUGCCGGUUUGUGAAUUGCUGUCAUGUUUAGUUUCCUUUGGCAGUGAGUUGUGGAACUUGUGCGAUUUCAAGGUACUGUUUGAAUUGAUAUGGAGGGACUAUUUCCAUCAAAUAUGGUAUAAGUGGUUUUCGUUCUUUCUGGAUAACUUGAAAGGAGGACUUGGCGAACAUUGGAUAAAAAGCCUUAUAAUUACUCUUACGCACAUGUCCAUGUAGGCUGCAAAAUUGCAUCGUCAUUUGUAUCAAUAACUGUGUCUGUUGUAAACAUAUUUCCAUGGGAAUAUAUACAGGUGGACUGAGAGAAGUAGAGGCUAGGUGGAGCCAAGAUCACAAUUUCUUUAAAUCUUGGAUAGACGGCUGUACAGGGUAUCCUCUUACAGACGCAAGUAUGAAAGAACUAUCGACAACUGGUUUCAUGUCAAACCGAGGACAACAACAACUAAGCCUUUAGUCCCAAAAAUGUUUGGGUAGUCUAGAAAUGAAACGCAAAUCAUACACCAUCUUACUUUUGUUUUGGUUCCGGUACGUGGAUCGCGGAUUUCCUCACGCCCCUGACUAAUGCCGCCUAUCUCGACGUCAAACCGAGGAGGACAGAUAGUUUGCUCGUUUAUUGUUAGAGAUAUGGGCACUGAUUGGCGUAUGGGUGCUGAGUGGUUUGAAACUUGCCUCUUGGAUCACGACCCCAAUGUGCAAAUUAUGGGAACUAGACAUCUUUUGCAGGUGUUGGGAAUGAUCCAAGAGAGGAUCGAUACUUCAGUAUCCCCAAGCAAUCCCAGAAUUAUUACCCAGUGGUCCUAAUAUAUUCAAGGGAAAACACUUCUCAGUUGAACCCUUGUUGGUAAAGUUGUUAAGAGUUUCUUGCGAGCUGUAACUCUGUCAACACAAUAUCCAGUUAUUUCAGAUGAUAAAACUUUGUAUUUCAAUUUUGGAUAAGAAGUCGGUCAAAUGCUUUUAACAGGUUUCAAGCUAGUAGUCUUGCUAAUCGUGAUAUUUCGGAACUGGUUGAGUGUAACGGUCUACCUUGUAUGGCGCAAGUGGGUGAUUACUCAACUGGUUACAUUAUUUUGGA